Molecule: messenger RNA, 1155 nt
Organism: Mytilinidion resinicola
Lineage: Eukaryota; Fungi; Ascomycota; Dothideomycetes; Mytilinidiales; Mytilinidiaceae
Exons: 2
Biological process (GO): protein deglycosylation; glycoprotein catabolic process; protein quality control for misfolded or incompletely synthesized proteins
Cellular component (GO): cytosol; nucleus
Molecular function (GO): peptide-N4-(N-acetyl-beta-glucosaminyl)asparagine amidase activity
Source: RefSeq, a predicted model, not a curated record
GAGAGCGACCAGCUGGCUAGGGACUUGACCGGCAAAUUUCGAAGCAUCCUGAGUAUCAAACGAAUGGACCAAUUAGCAGCUCGUGGAGCCGCAUCAAGGGCACGAACCCCCCCAACACUAUCGGCAUCCUCCCGUUCAAUACAGUCUCCGCCGUCGUAUUCGAGUUUCCGUAAUGCUCCCUCAAUACCGCCGCCGCCAUCGUACUCAAGCCUCCGCAAUAUUCCCUUGGUACCGCAACCUCCGCAAGAUGCCCGAUCAUUUCGAUUCAGAGACUUGUUGCACUCGCUAUCUAACAUACCUCUCCGCUGGGAGGACUCCGUCUUGCUAGACAAAGCCUUGGAAGUCGUGCCAUUGGAACAUAUCUACGACGAAGCAGAACAAGAGAGCCAAAUUCUCCAAAUGGAGGCGGAAAGUCUAGGGCCUGGCAAGAGGGCAGCAUGGGACUACCAAGACUGUGUGAUACGUGCCCUUUUGCGCUGGUUCAAGCGCUCCUUCUUUACCUGGGUCAACAAUCCACAUUGCACAAGCUGUGGCGGUCCUACGAUUGGUCGGGGUAUGGCGGAACCUACUGCCAAUGAGCGGGCUCUUGCUGCCACAGAAGUUGAAUUGUACCAAUGUCCGGCAUGUCACAACUAUGAAAGGUAUGCACGCUACAGCAACGCCUUCACUCUUCUGCGAACUCGACGUGGGCGUGUUGGAGAAUGGACAAACUGCUUUGGCAUGCUAUGUCGUGCUCUUGGUUCGCGUGUUCGUUGGGUCUGGAAUUCUGAAGACCACGUAUGGACGGAGGUUUAUUCACUCCAUCAAAAAAGAUGGAUUCACGUUGAUGCCUGUGAGGAAGCCUGGGAUAAACCACGGCUCUAUACCGAAGGCAAGCUAACCACACACAAAUUUAUAGGUUGGGGCAGAAAGCUAAGGUAUUGCAUCGCGUUCUCCGUUGACGGCGCAACUGAUGUUACCCGCCGCUAUGUCGGAAAUCCGAUACGACACGGCCUUGAACGUACCGGGGCACCGGAAAGCUGUCUCUUGCACAUACUUGAUGAAAUAAACGCCAUGCGUAGAGGGAAGGAUACUCCAGAGUACCGAUUCAAGAUUGAGGGUGAAGACCUCAGAGAGCAACGCGAAUUGCGCCAUUACGUUAUCAGCACUCUCGUA